GCCCACGCCAACCAGGCACGCACACUUCUCCCCACCCUCCCAACCAUGUCGUACUUCUUCUCCACCCCCGUCGACAUCGACAUCGUCCUCGAAGACCUCGAUGACCGCUCCGCCGUCGAGGUCAAGCUGGACAAGAACCGCAAGGAAAAGGUGCCGCUGUACCUCGACGGCGAGUCGGUCAAGGGACAGGUAACCGUGAGGCCCAAGGAUGGCAAGCGGUUGGAGCACACAGGCAUCAAGGUCCAGUUCAUCGGCACCAUUGAAAUGUUCUUCGACCGCGGAAACCACUACGAGUUCCUGUCGCUCGGCCAAGAGCUCGCUGCGCCUGGCGAGCUCCAGCACCCGCAGACGUUCGACUUCAACUUCAAAAACGUCGAGAAGCAGUACGAGUCGUACAACGGCAUCAAUGUCAAGCUGCGCUACUUUGUGCGCGUCACCGUGUCGCGGCGCAUGGCCGACGUAGUCAGGGAAAAGGACCUGUGGGUCUACUCAUACCGCAUACCCCCAGAGACCAACAGCUCCAUCAAAAUGGACGUCGGCAUCGAGGAUUGUCUGCACAUUGAGUUUGAAUACUCAAAGUCAAAAUACCAUCUCAAGGACGUCAUUGUCGGCAGGAUAUACUUUCUGCUGGUGCGGCUGAAGAUCAAACACAUGGAACUUUCCAUCAUACGGAGAGAAACAACGGGCGCGCCGCCAAACCAGUACAACGAGAGCGAGACACUGGUGCGCUUUGAAAUCAUGGAUGGUUCGCCAUCGCGAGGCGAGACGAUUCCUAUUAGGCUGUUCCUUGGCGGUUUCGACUUGACACCCACCUUCCGAGAAGUCAACAAGAAGUACUCGACCCGAUAUUACCUGAGCCUGGUACUCAUUGAUGAGGACGCGCGGCGGUACUUCAAGCAGUCCGAGAUUGUGCUCUUCCGACAAGCACCCGAGGGACUCACUUUGGCUCAGGAGCAGAAUAAGCUCAUGGCAGUAUCAUGAGAUGAAGAGACAUGGUUGUAGCGGUUCUGUCCAUGGGCGAGCGUUUGGCCCAGAAUGGCCAAGCGUGCCACACUGUGGCUUGCGUAGGAGCGAGGUCGUGUGGAAGAGGCCUGCCACCACACACCCCGGCGGCCAUCGAGCUUUGCCCAAACGUGGGCCCCAUGGACUCGUAGUAGUUGCGUAUGUAGUUAUGAGAAUAUAAUCGCCUCGGAGAAAUAUCCCUGGGUCGCC
This is a messenger RNA of Exserohilum turcica Et28A, 1212 nucleotides long. RefSeq lists its product as uncharacterized. The coding region runs from base 46 to 981 and encodes 311 amino acids. The record is from RefSeq and is a predicted model, not a curated record. The transcript is spliced from 4 exons. Gene Ontology annotation, biological process: retrograde transport, endosome to Golgi; intracellular protein transport. NCBI's taxonomy places the organism in Eukaryota, Fungi, Ascomycota, Dothideomycetes, Pleosporales, Pleosporaceae. Gene Ontology annotation, cellular component: endosome; retromer complex.